This is a messenger RNA of Effrenium voratum, 3372 nucleotides long. The record is from the annotation of a GenBank genome assembly. Lineage: Eukaryota; Dinophyceae; Suessiales; Symbiodiniaceae.
AUGGCAGCUGCAGAUGCGCCGCCCCUUCAUGGGGAGGACAAGGAAGAAAUUGCCGAAAUCGAGGGGGUUACCGCUGACGCCUACUCCAGCGUCGCCCAGCAGCGUGCAUCGAACAGGAAGCUGCGAGAACAAGCGGAGGAUAGAAGAGAAGACCACAAGCCCAAAUUUAUCCAGCCACACAAGGAGAAGAGGUUCAAGAUCUACAUGAAGUACGAAGGACGAAAAGGUCCUCCGGCGUGGAUCAAAUCCCGCUUGCCCAAGCAUGGUGGCUACGAGGAUGGCCCGUCGGUCGCAAUCAAGAAGAUGUUUGUGAACUUUUACAAUCGAGUCCGAGAAAUGCUGUCUGUUCAUAGCGUACACUUGCGCAGUGAGACUGGCAUUGCCAUUCCGGAUGAGGAUGCACUUGCUGGCUAUGUCGGAUACGGUGGCCUCAUCUACGUCGUAGACGGGUCUCCCCCCGGAAAGAUGCCCGAGAAUGUCGUGUACUUUUGGGGUGCCAACUCCUGGAGUGAUCCGAAAGGCGAGACGCCAUCGCCCGUCCUGACGCUUCAGCGCAAGCGAAUAAGCCAGAUCAGUGUCGGCAAAGAGCACGCGGUUGCACUGACGGAGGGCGGUCGCGUUGUUGCAUGGGGCAAGAACGACUUCGCACAGCUGGGAACUGGCGAUGAGGAGAACCGCGCGCUUCCAUCGUUGACUGAGUUGCCAUACGAGACUUACAUCUCGCAGAUUGCAGCUGGAGGCAACUAUACCAUAGGCGUCACCAAGCGAGGGGAGGUUUGGAGCUGGGGGCGAUUCCAGGCGUCCAACUUCCCCAGGCUUUUUACAGACACUUGGUGCAAUGGCUACGAGGCCAAGGGUGAGAUGGGCCUGAAGGGCCUCAAGAUAAUGCGCGUGAGUGCUGGCGAUCAGCACAUGGGAGCGCUCACCAAAGAGGGCAAGCUCUACACCUGGGGCUACAACGAUUUUGGUCAGCUAGGCUGGGGCUUGCACGGAGAGGGAAGAGUUGGUCAGCAGCGGCCGAAUCAGGUCAAAGGUCUCCUGGAGAACGAGGAGAUCAUAGACUUUGCAUGUGGAGGUGGCCACACAGUGGCCAUCACAAAGAGCUGCAGAGUUUUCGGUUGGGGGUCGAACACCAAUGGGCAGUUGGGACAUGCCAUGCGUCAAUGCUUUCCGGAGCCGGUCGAGGUACCGCUGGGCGAUCCAGUGUCGAGGGUGCGGGCUGGCUGGCAGUGUACAGCAUACAUCACUGAGAGUGCCCGGCCAAUUAUUUGCGGCGGCAUCCGAGCAGAGGGCCCAAGCAUUGCUGACAUGCAGCAAGGCGAGGAUGGCGAAGGACCUGCACCAGAGAUGUCCAAAGGAGGCUACGGGGGCGGUCCGCAAGCGGAGGCUGGUGUCAUGGACAUGGUCAGCACCACCGGUGUUGAAGUCAUGACGGAAGUUGUCACUGAAGCCUCGGUGGGUGAGGCUCACGGAGUCCUGGUGUGCUAUGAUGGCACUCUCCGCGGCUGGGGGUACAACAGGCAGAAGCAAGCAAUUGGCGACGAGUCUGAUGACACCUUCGUCAAGCCACAGGCUGUGGAUGACAUUCCCUUCGACGAGUACAAGGGGCUGAGUGUUGCAGUUGGCGGAGCUCAGAGCUAUGCCAUCCUGCAGCCACGUUACGUACAGAGCAUUGGAAGAGUUGGGGGUUUUGCCAGUGAGUUCAAGGUCGAGGUGACCUUGGAGGACAGUGCGAAGGAGGGAGGAGAGUCUGAAGCCCAGGUCGCUUCAAAGCUAGUGGACGCGUCAUUGGAGGAGGAGGCGAAGCCAGCGGGACCUUUGCAGGUAUUUGUGUGCUCCGAUGAGUUUGAGAUCGCAUGUGGAUGCGCAAUCUGCUACAGCGUUUUUGUCAUUUGCCUGCAGACCGAUGGAGUGGACUACCCAUUCUUCAUACAGUUCUCGGAGAGCGCUGUCACCGCAUUCUUCCUGCUGGAGUGGUGCCUGAGAGUAGUGGUCUUUGGACGACGGUGGUUUAAGGAGAUCAGUCCUUGGAUGGACACUUUCAUUGUGUGGUGCCCGGGUGUCAUUGUGGUUUGGAUCAUGCAACCACUCCAGAUUGAAGAGGAGAUGAGUGACCUUUUCAAAUUCUUCCGCAUUGCUCGAAUGCUUCGCUUUGUGCAACUAGUCAAAACCUUCAAGCACGUUGGUGCUUUUGAAGACCUAUGGAAGUUGGUGCGUGGAUUGGUGAGCAGCGGCGGUACUCUACUUUCAGCUAUGAGCCUGAUCGUGUGCAACCUCUACGUCUUUGCCAUCUUUUGCUGUGAACUGAUUGGCUUCCAAGAAUUCGGCGAGACUGCCUCAGAUGAUGCCAAGGAGGCCAAAGAGAGGUUCAAAGGCAUCAGUGCCUCCAUGCUGACUCUAACCAGAUUCAUGCAUGGAGAUGACUCUCAGGGCAUAAUGGAUGCGCUGGUGACAGAAUUGCCGUUCAUAUGGAUUUUUUUGUGGCUGUUUACGGCACUGUCGUCCUUUGUCCUGUUGAAUCUGGUCACGGCCGUCAUUGUCCAGCAAGCGAUGGAUAUGUCGAAAGGCGAUGAGAAAGAGAUGGCACUUAUUCGGAAGCGAGAGCAAGAGCGCGAGAUGAAAGAGCUGGAAGAGAUGUUUCGCGAGAUCGAUGAGGAUGGAAGCGGCAUCGUCAGCCUUGCUGAGUUCAAGGAGGCUUUCAAGGAUCAGGCGAUUUGUGACAAGUUCAUGAUGCUUGGGUUGAAGGAAGAGCAGGCCAUGGAGCUCUUUGCCUUGCUGGACACCGGUGGGGAGGGGGAGCUGGACCUCUCGGAGUUCAUGCAAGGCAUGAGCCAGCUGAAGGGAGUGGCCAAGAACAAGGACUUGGUGAUGCUGGUGAAAGGCAUCGAGCGGCUCGGCAAGGGCAUCAACAGGAUGGGUGAAAGCGUGGGCGUACAAGGAGAGGGAGACAAGGAGCUCCCAGAGGAGUGCAGCCUGAAGGAGCGCGUGGUCCACCUUCACGGCAAGCUGAACGACCGCCUCAGGAAGACCGAGGAUGACAUGCAGAAGUUUGCGAAGCGCAUGGACAAGAUGAUGAGCCAGGCUGAGGUAGCAAUCAGACGCUCAAAAUCUGGAGGUCACUCAAGAAGCAAGACUGACGACUUUGGCCGAAGCAAGUCAAAAAGCAAAGAUAUGGGCGGCAAGGCAAGGAGCGAGGACAGGAAGGAUCGUGCGAAGGAUGGCAGAGAGCCAAAAGAAGCAAAGGAGAGGAGGGAGCCGAAGGAGCCGAAGGAGCCAAGGGAGCCGAAGGAGCCUCGCGAAAAGAAGGAGAAGAAGGAGCGCCGCAAGAAGAAAGAUGAGGCGGAGGAGGUGCUGCAUGAUUCUGAACUCUGA